AUGGCCAGUCGCAUCCGUCCUACGUCCGCCCCGGUGGCAUCUCCCAAGAUAGACCCGGAUUCCGAGGAUGCUGCCAGCGCCGCAGCGUUGUAUGUAACACAGCCGCAGAGAACUGGAUUCCGGACUUCAAGUGGUUUGCGGCCCACAGGGAGCAAACGGUCGUCGAAGGAUGUGGGCGGCUAUGACCUAGCAUCAGCAGGCGCAGCGGCUAGUUAUGCUUCACGUGGCAGCUACGCUAAGCAGGAGCAAAGCAAUGCGCCGGAGCCUUCGUCCUUGGAUCUAUCCGGUGCUUCCGGUGAAGAGCCGUUGAGCGCGGCUUCGAAGGCUGCCUCCAAAUCCCUCCGGGACAGCGGGGUAUCGGGUUUAGGCGAUGAGCCCAUCAAGGAGAAGGGUCCCGACGCAAGGACUGCCGCAACUGGCGCCAUGUCAACCAGUCGCAGGCGAGUCGAAUCUAUGGCGGAUGCUCCCGACGGGGUUUCGGAUUUAACCGGGGCACUCUCUGCGGCUACGAUAAGCCAUCGAGGUUCCCAGCACGGAAGACCCAAGACAGAAAAAACGGUGGAGUUCCAGAUAACCCCUAAGAGGGCUUACAACCCUGCUAUCACCAAUGCUCGGAGGGAGAUGUAUACAUCUCACCCACCUGUGUCAGUCGUAGUUGAGGAGGAACAGAGAAGGAAGGCCCUGCAAACUGCUGCCGUUUCAAUGGCACAACAGAUCUAUGCGAUUAUACCAAAGACGGAUGAUGCGAAGGAUAUGGAAACCUCAAGUUACACCAUGGAUGAAACGGAAGAACAAGCACCACGCCGUCAAGAGUCGCAGCGAAGAAGGGGGGAAGGCGAGUCAGGUGGUUUGGCUGCCGGGAUGCGUGGCAACAUGUACCGUCCGCGCUCGCAAUAUUUUGCUGCAACGAAGGUCAGGCCAUUAUCAUCUAGCACAGCAGAUAGUGGUCGAUACUUUGGAGAUCGUCGUAGACGGUCCCGGCGCGAGUCCCGAAAUGGCAAAUCACAAGCUGAAUAUGACGAAGCCGUCAUGGCUGCUGCACGGAAAAAUGUGAACAGGAUGAUGGACAACAUUGAUAAUCACAUAUACAACUACUCUUCGCGUCCGUCGCCAGCCAUGAUGAAAGAAUGGGAACGUACGGCCAAUGAACGUGUAUUAGCGCACCGUGAAUCUGCAGCAUUUGAUGUCGGUCCGGAGCAGCUAAGGGGCGAAGAACGGUUGGUGCCACCGAAAAACGUGGAGGAUGUGGCAAGGGCUAGAGUAAGGCCAGCUCUACACAACAUCGACGACCGGGUCGCUGCUCGAAAGGCAAGAAAAAUAACGGAUAAGCUUGACGAGGAACGCCAUCGGCGGUGGGUAAGCGUGCAGCGAUCAAGGGACAAGGAGGCCCAUGAAAUUAACAAGAUAAUAGUCGGCAGGAUAAGAGACCCUAAGAGAAAAGCAAGAUCAUGGGGUACGAAGGAAAAAGAGGGAACAAAGCGCCGCUAUGACUCUGAUGAAGAAGAGCAAUCGACCUGGCCUUAUCCUCCCAAGCGUGCUAGCCAUGAUGUACAGAAGGAAGAACCAAAGGAAGAACCAGAAUCAAAGGAAGAAACAAUAUUCCAAAUCCUCAACGAGAGUAGGGUGGAUACACACGUUCCACAGCGCCCACCAACCCCUCCUGAGCAAGCUGGUGAAUCAUCUAAACCAGUGAUUCCAGAAGUUAAGGCCGACGACGCUGCCCUGGAACAGGAAAGCGCCGUUGCUGAAGAGGCUACGAAGGAAGAGACUGCCGUGACAGAGCAAGCUGGGUCCCAGGCUAAACAUGUACGCAAGCAUAGGGCGGUCCAUAAAACAUGGAUUAAAAAACCACAGGACGCUGCGGCGAGCGAAGAUGAGCCACCCCGGCAGGUGGAGCGUAUAGAAGAACGGAUCAUCACGGAGAUCGAAAAGGAGCGCCCUUCAACUCCCAUCCAGGCUGCAAAUACUCCCAUGGCCUCCGGCGCAUUGGAAGUUCCUGAAAGUCCCCGCUAUGCACCUUCGAGCCACUGGAGUAGCUCAAACGAAAGCGGGCCAGGCUCUGGUCGCGGAAGCCCUGGAUUGCAAAAACAAGAUGAGUCAAGCAAGUCAAAGAAACGACUUGGGUUUCCGCAUCUGUUCCACCGCCAAAGUCGACGCGAUACGUCGGGGAGCCAGGGUUCGUUCGCCGUCAAUAGACGCUCUGUGCCAGAAGGCAUGCCUCAGAUCAGUCUUCCUAGCCAGCCAACGGCUGAGCCUAGCUUGAAAACACCUGGAUCAAGGCUCUCUAGGUUCCAAGAAAAUUUAUAA
Molecule: messenger RNA, 2307 nt
Organism: Arthroderma uncinatum
Lineage: Eukaryota; Fungi; Ascomycota; Eurotiomycetes; Onygenales; Arthrodermataceae
Exons: 4
Coding region: 1-2307 (768 amino acids)
Source: RefSeq, a predicted model, not a curated record